AGAAACUCAUUUGACAAUUAUUCUAAUGUUUUUCUAACAGUUCAAGAAGUAAAGGAAGAAAACUCACCUCAAUAUCAGAAUAGCAAGAAACUGGCAAGCCAUGAGCCAAGGAACUAUAAGUGGUGGAUCAGCAUCAUCAUGUAUGCAUUCUUUGUAAUCUUCGGUCAGUCGGCAUCAACACUCUUGGGGCGCCUAUACUACGACAAAGGCGGGAAGAGCGUAUGGGUUGCUACACUCGCACAACUCGCAGGCUUCCCAAUUGUCAUACCAUGUUACUGCUUAGCACCACCAAAAAGUUGCACCAAAAAUGAGCAGAUACGGCAGCCAUCAGCGGUGAUACUGGCAUUGGUCUAUUUCUCUUUCGGUAUUUGCCUAGUGGCGUACAGCUUGAUGUAUUCUAUUGGACUCUUACAUCUUCCUGUAUCGACUUUUUCCCUCAUUUGUGCAUCCCAAUUGGCCUUCAAUGCUCUCUUCUCAUUCUUCCUACAUUCACAAAAGUUCACUCCAUUUAUAAUCAAUUCACUAGUUCUACUAACAAUAUCCUCCUCCCUCCUGAUAUUUCAAACCAAUCCAGCAAGCCAUGUUGAAGUCUCUAAAGGAAAAUAUGCAAUCGGAUUCAUUUGCACCAUUGGUGCUUCUGCUGGGUACGGUUUGAUGCUUUCUCUAACACAACUCACCUUCAGAAAGCUUCUAAAAGGAGAAACACACGCACAGGUGUUCGAAAUGGUUAUAUAUCAGUCACUAGUUGAGGCUUCUGCUGCCAUUCUGGGACUUUUCAUCAGCGGAGAAUGGAAAGGUUUGUCAAUAGAAGUAGAAGAGUUCGAACUCGGUAAGUUUUCCUAUGCAAUGACCCUGAUUGAAACAGCUAUAGCUUCACAGCUUUUUGUCAUCGGCGCAAUAGGAUUGAUUUUCAAAGUUUCUUCGCUCUUCUCCAAUGCCAUAAGUGUCUUGGGUUUGCCUGUUAUUCCAAUUCUAGCUGUGAUCUUUUUCCAUGACAAAAUGGAUGCAGUGAAGGCAAUUGCCAUGGUCUUGGCGAUAUGGGGCUUCGUUUCAUAUGUUUACCAGUGUUAUCUUGACAAUAAAAGCUCUAAGAAUGAAUAUCGAAACGGUAGUGAAGUUUCGAAGAGUCCUUUACUCGAAGAGGUUAGUUAACAGAUUAAGUGUGGCUUCCACAGUUCUAUAUGAGAUUGUCAUUUUCUGCAAAACAAGAAAUACAACCCCAAAAGUAAUCUUUCUUCA
This is a messenger RNA of Gossypium arboreum, 1239 nucleotides long. Its product is annotated as probable purine permease 10. NCBI's taxonomy places the organism in Eukaryota, Viridiplantae, Streptophyta, Magnoliopsida, Malvales, Malvaceae. Gene Ontology annotation, cellular component: membrane. The annotation marks the transcript as partial. The record is from RefSeq and is a predicted model, not a curated record. The transcript has a single exon. Gene Ontology annotation, molecular function: purine nucleoside transmembrane transporter activity.